Kwoniella shivajii is the source of this 5280-nucleotide messenger RNA. RefSeq lists its product as uncharacterized. The record is from RefSeq and is a predicted model, not a curated record. Lineage: Eukaryota; Fungi; Basidiomycota; Tremellomycetes; Tremellales; Cryptococcaceae. The transcript has 22 exons. Bases 1 to 5280 code for a protein of 1759 amino acids.
AUGCCUCCACUCAGUAAAGAACAGCUUUGGUCAUCGGGUCAAGAUGAGACUGUAGAAGUCAAUCAGAGAGCUUUGAUAGAUAAGAUUCUGGCUAGAUACUCUGGAGAACAUACUAUCUUUCGAGAAUUACUACAGAAUGCCGACGAUGCAGGAGCGGAACACGUCCAAGUCAAGUUCUAUUCCCAAGCAGGGUUAGAUGCUCUUGAGAAGGGAGAAGGUCCAUCCAGACUACCCGAUGUCAAGAAGGAUAUGAUGUAUAGAUAUGUCGUCACAAACGAUGGAAUUCCUUUCAGACAACAGGACUGGCAAAGAUUGAAGAAAAUAGCUGAAGGGAAUCCAGAUGAAGAGAAGAUCGGAGCUUUCGGGGUCGGUUUCUAUUCUCUUUGGAGUGUUUGUGAUGAUCCUUUCGUGGAAUCUGGAAAUAAGUGGAUGGGGUUUUACUGGAAGGAUGGAAAAGACCAGCUUCUCGCUCGAUCAGGCGACCUACCCCCUUCUGCCUCUUCUUCAAAUUCUGACCCCAGUCUUACCGGAAAUUCGUGGACCUCUUUUACUAUGGGGCUGAGAGAACCCUCACUGCUUGAAGGACCAUUAGAUCUAGCUCAGUUCUUCAUUACUAGUAUCACUUUCAUGCGGGCGGUCCGAAAGAUUGAUAUGCUUGUUGACGGAAUCAAGGUAUUAGAAGUAGAAAAAAGCGUGAACGGGAAGAACAAGGUGUAUAAGAAAGGAUUGAAGACGACUAGCGCAAAUGGAAUGAUGACUGUCAUGGGAGUCGACGCUACUGGUAUGGUGAUAAACGCCAAAGUCAUGCAAUGGCUGUCAUCUACUGGAUUUACACCACCGCCAAUACCUCAGGCAAUGUCUGAGCUGGUACGACCUGCGAAAGGGUUUGCCUCUAUGCUCGCUUCCUCCUUUUUCGGUCGAAAUUCACCUGCACCAACUCCUGUUGCACCCCCACCUCCGCCAUCACCUCCUGAAAAUCUUUUGGAAGUGACCAGUAUCAAACGAGAGAUUCAAAUUUAUCAAGCAGAUAUCAAGGUGUCUGUAUCACCUGCUUUUGGCCGAGAACUGGAAAGAGCAACGAAGAAACCGCCACCGACCCGGAUGCCAGCAAGUGUAGUCUUUUCCCGUGGAGAAGCAGACGAAGAAGCCAAAACGGAGGACGGGAAACCGGCUGCCCAAGAUAUUGGCGGGGUAUUUGGGGGAUUAUGUCCACCCUUGGAUGCAGAAAAGUCUGCAAAGGUGUUUAUCGGUCAAGCUACUUCUCAAACUACUGGUAUAGGUGGUCAUUUAGCUGCGAGAUUCAUCCCGACUGUGGAGCGAGAAUCGAUUGAUUUGGUUGAUCGACAUGUGUCACAUUGGAAUCGAGAACUGUUAUGGGUUGGUGGAUACCUUGCCCGUCUGAUAUACGAGGUCGAGAUGCAAGAUCUCCAUCAAACAUGGCUAAAGACCACUGUGGCGGACCUGGGAGCAAGAGAGAAACUUCUCAAACGAGGUCUCCAUGCUUUGAGAUUCUUCACAUUCAAGCCUACUACCCCUUCAAGUGUCGUUGGACAAGAAAUGGAGUCUUCGUUUUAUGGGUGUGCAAACGACAAUCGAACCAUGCCGAUUGUUUCAAGAGCGGGUAUUUUACCUAUUAACGAAGUUCGAAUGCCAAGUGCAGACUUGCAGAAGUUUCUACCCGACUUACCUGUGAUCACGCCAUCUGCGAUCGAAGAAGCCUCAAGAUCUAUUGCUCGACUACGGGAGAGAUCGUUACUUCGAGAUGUGACGUUCGAUGAUGUUGUCAAACAAUUGAACGAUCGACCUUUAACUGAAAAGGAAAUGGUGGAUUUCCUAUCUUGGUGGCAAGGUAUCGCUGGUAUGGACGGCUUCAACGUAUCUAUCAGAGCAAAACUCAUCGACGCUGCUAUUCUGAUACAAGAAAAUGGAAAGGUGAUACCUCUGUCGACAGUACAGACAUUCGUGAAACCUCACAACGCUACUAUACCUACCGAUAUGCCUUUACCUCCUCAUACUUUACCGUAUACGAUCACAAAAGAUCUCAAGGCCAACUCAAUCUACACCAUUUUCGGCUGGACAGAACUAUCACUUCUGCAGUAUAUCACCUUCCUUGUUAAUUCACCAAUGUCAAAUGAUUCUCAAGCUUCCGCACAAACCGAUAUCCGUGUCUCGGCAGAUUUCUCUGAGAAGGUAUUAGGAAUGUUAGGAAGAUCUUGGGCCAAUCUAGCCGCGAAUCAACAAACAGCCAUUGUUUUGGAACUCAAAGAUGUACAGUGUAUCCCUACGAAAGAAGGUUUCAAGAAACCCGGAGAAGCAUAUUUCGAAAAGAAUCUUUUAUUUGAUGAUCUUCCUACCAUUGCUUUCCCUAAAAAUACAGCUAUAAAAGGUGGAAUGGAGAAAAUGCUUCUUGCCAUUGGCGUUAGAAAGACUGUGGAUCUACAAUUGGUUUUUUCACGUCUGGUAGGAGGCGGAUCAUGGACAUGUCAGGAUUUGAUGAAAUACCUCGUUUCCGUAAAAGACAGCUUAUCAGAUGAGGAGUUGAAGAGACUUCGUCAAACCGCAGCUUUUCCUCUUGCUGUCGAUGCUCCUGCUGAAGGGGCCAAGACCUCUACAGUCAGGCAGAAACCUCAUCAGCUGUAUGAACCUGUUGAAGCGAUGCGUGUACUGGGCCUACCCUUACUAGAUUGGGGUGAAGGGAAGUGGAGAUCUAAUUCCGAAGAAGCCAAAAUGCUGUUCGGUCUUGGCUUAAGACGAUUCCCACCAGUAGACGUGUUGAUUGGAAUAGCUGCCGGACGACCACCAGCAAACGAAAAGGCUCUACAGUAUCUGUUGGCAAAUGUCCACAUUCAUUAUCCUAUGUUUAAAGCGGGUGCUUUUUCUGAAGUAGCCUUCAUACCAGCUUUGACAUCAACGGGAGAAUCUAUAUUGGCCAAACCUGGUCGAGUAUAUACAAAUCCUCAAUGUGCGAUUUUGGGAUUUGAACACGCUCAACCCAUUGUUACUGCUCCAGAAAAUGCAGCGAAGCUUAGUAUACAAAGCGAUCCACCAAUGGGUCUAUUGGUUGAAGCUCUAAAGUCGAACGUGACUAGGGAUAUACCUGAAGCUCGUAAGAUAUUUGAGUACAUGUCUUCUCGACUCGGCCACUCUUUGACAUCUACCGCCGAGUCACUCCGAGCAUUUGCCUUUAUCCCUGUGGCCACUCCCAAUGGAGACGUAAAUUUUUAUCAACCUACUCAAGUGUACUUUGAUUCCAAGGAGGGGGGUGACGAUCUUUACAAAUCUGCGUUUACCUUCGUAGAUUUCGGAGAGAGGGCGAAUAUCUUUCUGAGAUUUUGUGGGGUAAGAUCGGAACCCAGUGUGAAGGACAUUGCACGACUUCUGAUGAAUGAACCUGGCAAAAUGCUCAAACAAGCCGGUUCUGCUGAGAGGUACCUGGAGCAGAUACGUCUUCUAGCUGCAAACUGGACGAUCUUCGAUAAUCCUACUAGAUCAGCCAUGAAGACAGCGCCAUUUCUACUUGCGUCUCAGCGUGUUCCUUCACGUAAACCUGCCAAAAAGUUGCUUGGCUCUUGGACAGGUGGAACGGAAGAGACCGAUUACGAGCGAGAAUGGGUGUUAUGCAAAGCCUCGGACGUAUCGGUCGUGGACAGCGUAACAAUGUUGCAGUACUUUGGGCAGUACAUCCUUGCUGCUCCUGAAGAACACAUACUCGAAGACUUCUAUGCGUCCCUUGGCGCUAAACGACUCUCCUCUUUCGUAAAUCGAAAUUACCUAUCCGACCAUCCAUCUGCUAAACCUUCUGAUCAUGCUCAAGCACUGCGUCGACACGUUCUGGAACGGCUCACUAUCUUCUUAGCUGAGGCCAGAAGGAAACAGUCCGACUAUACCCCCGAGAUACUUUCAAAAGAAGGUAAUUUCACCGUUCAAGAAGUUCAAGAUCUGAAAGUCAAAUAUACAUACAAGAACGGCAGGAACGAACAUCAUCAUUACGAAACUCUGUAUGCUACUGCAUCUCGCGGUAGAGGUAAAGCGAUCAUUUUGACUAUUUCUACCUCUGCUCAAAUGGAUGAUUAUGAUAUCGCUUCUGCUUUAUGUGACUUAUUACUCAAAUCAUCUAAAGCUGAUGAUGCCUUGUUGUUAUAUUCAAUCCUGUCAACACCAUUAAUGGCAUUGAAGAAAAGAGGAUUCAACGUUGAUCGUAUCCUUAACCAACAGAAAGAAGAACGCCUUCGUAUACAAGCUGAAAGAAAACGAGAUCAAGAAAAAUCCACAGCAGAAUCCGCUCUCAUCCCUACUACCCCAAGUUCACUGAAUAGAGGGGGAGAUACAGAUGAUACUUCAAGUAUAGCAUCUACCAAUACUACAAAUACGGCUGUCGAAUCUGAAAAGGAUGGAAGAAGACAUUCCAGUUCGCAGGGUAUGGGAGGAUUUUUAGAUAAAUUUAAGAAGAAAGGAAGCGUAUCAAAAUCGAACCCUUCAAUCCCAUCUGGUCUAGGUGGCGCUGGUGCGUUGGGUGAAAGCAUCUUGAACCAACUGAAAGCUGCAGGCGGAUCUUCUGGUAGUGCAUGGGAGAAUAUGGGUAGACCCGGUGGACCAGGACCAGGAUCAGGUAAUCAACAAAAUUCGAUUGGUGGUCAAGCACCUAAUUGGACCACGAAAAGACCAACAAACCUGGAUAGUAUACGGAAUACUGUUCAGAAAGCUUUAGAUGCUUCUAGACCUGAAAAAGGGACUCAGAUCAAUGAUUCAAGGCAAGCUGUCAGAGAUGUAUCGGAGAGUCAGGACAACUACUGUGAUACCACUGCCCAAGCAGACAUCGUUUUAGUACAAGGUGCUGCUUCGAGAGGUGGAUUGAAUAUCUGGAUUCCAAGAGACGUACCUGAUCAAGCGGCAUUCCUGGGAGAGAAGAUCGAUACCUGUCAUCGAUUCUCCACCCAAAUACUCUUGCCUAUUUGUAGGCUUUUCAACCUCGCUCCAUCCGUUAUGAACGUCUUUUGGGAUCAUGCAGGUCCACUUAUAGCUUUCAAUAGAGGCGGAACAAUAUUUUGUAACGCGCGGUAUUACCAAGCUUGGCACGAUGACCAAAUUAGGAACGGGCAUACUAACGAAGCGUUCAUCUCAUGGUAUUUCAGUAUCGCACACGAACUGGCUCAUAAUUUAGAAUCUGCUCAUAAUUCAGCCCACGAAUUCUACUUCUCCAGUAUUGCAGAAGAAUACUUGAUAAAAUUUGUGGAAUUAUUAGCUAGACCGAAUUUGGCUCAACAACACUUGUUAGAUUAG